AUGGUUUGUGAGCGUUCAGAUAGCCGUGCUUCUGGAACUGACCCCUUUGACCGACACCCUACAAGGGCUAUGCCUCCUCUUGACCCCAGGUUGGCCAAGGCUGGCAGUGUGUUCCCACCCGUGGAGAUGCAGCCUAUGGGUUCGUCAGAGUCAGAGUCGACUACCUCUGGAAGUGAUGCGAAAUUGGACUCGGGCAGUGCGGACACUGUUCCUUCUGUUGAUAAUACUCCAGAGGUGUUGAAUAAGGCACUGUCGGGCCUGUCUUCAAGAUGGAAGAACUGGUGGGUGCGAGGAAUCCUGACCCUGGCCAUGAUCAGUUUCUUCUUCCUCAUCAUCUAUCUCGGCCCCAUGGUUCUCAUGAUGAUAGUUCUCUGUGUGCAGAUCAAAUGCUUUCAUGAGAUUAUCCUCAUCGGCUACAACGUCUAUCAUUCUUACCAUCUGCCAUGGUUCCGGACUCUGAGCUGGUAUUUCUUGUUGUGUGCCAACUACUUCUUCUAUGGGGAGACGGUAACAGACACGUUUUUCACACUGGUUCAGAGGGAGGAGCCCCUGCGGAUCUUGAGCAAAUACCAUCGUUUCAUUUCGUUUGCUCUUUACCUGGCAGGAUUCUGCAUGUUUGUCCUGAGCCUGGUGAAGAAGCAUUACAGACUGCAGUUCUACAUGUUUGGAUGGACCCACGUGACAUUGCUGAUCGUCGUUACGCAGUCUCACCUCAUCAUCCACAACCUGUUUGAUGGGAUGAUUUGGUUCAUCGUGCCCAUUUCCUGUGUGAUUUGCAAUGAUAUCAUGGCCUACAUGUUUGGAUUCUUCUUUGGCCGAACUCCCCUCAUCAAGUUGUCCCCCAAGAAGACCUGGGAAGGAUUUAUCGGAGGAUUCUUCUCCACUGUUUUAUUUGGUCUUGUGCUUUCCUAUGUGAUGUCGGGAUACAAAUACUUUGUCUGCCCAUUUGAGUUCAACAAUGACGCCAACAGUUUCACCGUGGACUGUGAGCCAUCAGAACUGUUCCAGCUCCAGGAUUACGGCAUCCCGUGUCUGGCCCAGUCCAUUUUAGGCUCGGAGACUAUCCGGUUGUACCCCUUCCAGAUUCACAGCAUUGCCCUCUCUACCUUCGCCUCUCUGAUUGGUCCCUUUGGAGGAUUCUUUGCCAGUGGCUUCAAGAGAGCAUUCAAAAUCAAGGACUUUGCUGACACCAUACCGGGUCAUGGUGGGAUAAUGGAUCGCUUUGAUUGCCAGUAUCUAAUGGCGACAUUCGUGAAUGUCUACAUUGCCAGUUUCAUCAGGGGCCCGAAUCCGAGCAAACUGCUGCAGCAGCUCCUGGCUCUGCGCGUCGACCAACAGCUCCAGAUCUUCAAGAGCCUGAAGGCUAAUCUGAUCCAGAAGGGUGUCCUGACAGCUGGGGCUUAGAGCUGAUCCGUUCAGGUCCUACAACCUGUCGAAUGAAUCCAGCCUCCGACCUUGCUCUCAAAACACACAGUGCGCAUCCAAUCUUGUAUCCUACCAGUGAUUUUCUUACGUGACCUCGAGGUCCAAAUCCCUUCCAACACAAAAGCCAAGUAUUCUUCACGUUCUGGUCGAUGCCAUAAUUACUGAGUAGGCACGAGUUUAAUGAUGGGGUCUCAGCUCAUCAGUUGAAGAUUAAGAGCUGUAUAGCCACUGAUGUGCUGAGCCUGUGAUUAACCACCAAACACACACACACACACUCCCACAAACACACACACCCACUCUCACACACACAUGUGCGUGCACAGAAUUGCUUUUUAUUUUCAAAAAACAAGAUUUACCAUUGCUGCUUGCAAUGCUAAACAAGUGAGGAGUUUUGAGGCUGAAUCUGAAACUGCGCAAAAAUCAUGGAUCUGGUCCAGUAGAAUACCAGCCCGAGCGUAUUCUGCACCACUGGGGGAAUCUUGUGUUCGAGGUAUCACUGACUUUCUGCGGUUACUUGCUCCUUAGCCAGAAUGUACUCUUAGGGUGGGUUAGAUGUAGCAAUUUGGUGUAACACAGGCCAUGUAAUUUUGAGGGGGGAAAAAACACAUUCAAGUUUUACAUUUGCAUUUGUAGGGCUUCUUGAGGCACCUGAAGGAGUUUAGAAAAUUGAACUUUGCACUGACUGUUUUGCUUUAGAUAGAGAAGGCAUGUAGAAACAAGUGGAGUUUGCAAAAAGGGAAAGACAGUGGAGCACCUAGCAGUAAUGGGGUAUCGGAUUAUAAUGUCACUGAGGGACAGAGUUCCUGAGAUGGCAUGUUAUUGCUCUCACGUUCUUGAACAUUGGUGACCCAACAAUCCAAAUGUUGUGGUCCCACGGUUAAACUGCUGUCUGUUUCUUUGGAAAUUUUCACAAACAGUUGUGGUCCCUUCAAGACAAAUACCUCCACAGAGCGCAGUGUCCUCAGCAAUGAGCAAUGCCAAAUGUUACCUUUUUACAGAAGGAUCCAUCCUCUGUCUUUCUGAAAAGCAGUAUUUCAACAUGACCUUACCUCAGCACUGACCCACGUGUUGUUGGAAGGGGAACCGCUGUGCUGUGGUUAUACGUUCACUUGUGCCAGUGAUUCCUCUUCUGGGGAGGUUCCAAGAAAAGGCUUGGGGGCCGCUUUUACAUAUAAGCUGAGAUGGUGUCUGUUGCCGACUGAGAACAGAGUCACAGCCUUCACACAGGCCAGUGUCCAGACAGCAAUGCUGGAUGGUGACCUGGACCCCUCUACAAGCUGAAUUCUAACAGGCACACCAUCGUCCACAUUCCCUGCUGUCUCCAGUCAGUUAG
Rhincodon typus (whale shark) is the source of this 2758-nucleotide messenger RNA. RefSeq names its product CDP-diacylglycerol synthase (phosphatidate cytidylyltransferase) 2. The record is from RefSeq and is a predicted model, not a curated record. Bases 1 to 1404 code for a protein of 467 amino acids. Gene Ontology annotation, molecular function: phosphatidate cytidylyltransferase activity. The transcript is spliced from 13 exons. Gene Ontology annotation, cellular component: endoplasmic reticulum membrane. Lineage: Eukaryota; Metazoa; Chordata; Chondrichthyes; Orectolobiformes; Rhincodontidae.